Molecule: messenger RNA, 1780 nt
Organism: Pezoporus occidentalis (night parrot)
Lineage: Eukaryota; Metazoa; Chordata; Aves; Psittaciformes; Psittacidae
Gene: NACA
Product: nascent polypeptide associated complex subunit alpha
Exons: 9
Coding region: 123-1664 (513 amino acids)
Biological process (GO): protein targeting to membrane
Cellular component (GO): cytoplasm; nascent polypeptide-associated complex
Source: RefSeq, a predicted model, not a curated record
CGCAGGAGCGCGGUGGCCGGAGCGGGGCCCCGUGCCCCGGAUGUGCUCAUCCUCCCGGAAGUCCCGCAUCCAGCCGCUCGCUCUCUUUCCGCCGCCAUCUUGGACCCUGCUCCCCGCACAAAAUGCCCGGCGAAGCGACAGAAACCGUCCCGGCCACCGAGCAGGAGCUGCCGCAGCCGCAGGCUGAGACAGCCAAAAAGCCUCCCAAGAGCAGCUCCACUGCUGCUGCUCCAGUGCCGGCGGCUGCACCGGCUCCUGCUGCCCCCCCUGUGGCUAAAGCACCACCCAAGAGUCCCGGUGCAGCCACCCCAGCUCCCGCUGCCCCCCCUGCAGGCAAGGCAGCUCCUGUGAGCCCAGGCACUGCUCCAUCAGCCACAGCCACAGCAGCUCCUGCUGCUGCCAAAGCACCUCCAAAGAGCCCCGAUGCAGCCAGCCCAGCUCCAGCCACGGCAGCUCCUGUGAGCCCGGGCACUGCUCCAUCAGCCCCAGCCAAGGCAGCUCCUGUGAGCCCAGGCACUGCUCCAUCAGCUCCUGCAGCCAAAGCAGAUCCUGUGAGCCCGGGCACUGCUCCAUCACCUCCUGCUGCCCCCCCUGCAGCCAAGGCAGCUCCUGUGAGCCCAGGCACUGCUCCAUCACCUCCUGCAGCCAAGGCAGCUCCUGUGAGCCCAGGCACUGCUCCAUCAGCCCCAGCCAAGGCAGCUCCCGUGAGCCCCAGUGCAGCUCCAGGAGCCCCCUCUGCACCCCCAGCCCCGGGGGUUCCUGGUGCCCCCCAGAAGCCACCUCCUGACGCCGCUGCUCCCCAGGAGGCCACGGGUGGCUCUGUGCCCCCUCCCGCUCCCCCCGUGAAGAAGCAGAGCCCCGGCAAGGCCUCCAAGCGCCCGUCCCCAUCCAAACCCAGCACCAAAGCCCCCCCCUCCAUCCCCAAUGACAACGAUGACGAGGAGCUGCCCCCCCUGAUCCCCCCCGAGCCUCCCGCUGCCGAGCCGCCGGUGCAGCCCAUCCUGGUGGAUCUGUGCCCCCGAGCAGCCGUGGCCCCCCCCGAGGCUCCUGCUCCGGCCAAGCAGCCCGGCCUCAGGAAUGACAAGGGGUCCGGAACAGAGUCUGACAGCGAUGAAUCCGUACCAGAGCUCGAAGAGCAAGACUCCACACAGGCCACGACACAGCAGGCACAGCUUGCAGCAGCAGCUGAGAUAGAUGAAGAACCCGUCAGCAAAGCGAAACAGAGCCGGAGUGAAAAGAAAGCACGGAAGGCAAUGUCCAAGCUGGGCCUUCGCCAGGUGACAGGAGUAACCAGAGUCACCAUCCGCAAAUCCAAGAACAUCCUCUUUGUCAUCACAAAGCCAGACGUGUACAAGAGCCCUGCUUCAGACACCUACAUAGUCUUUGGCGAAGCAAAGAUCGAAGACCUGUCCCAACAGGCCCAGUUGGCAGCUGCUGAGAAGUUCAAAGUGCAGGGAGAAGCCGUUUCAAACAUCCAGGAAAACACACAGACCCCCACGGUGCAGGAGGAGAGUGAGGAGGAAGAGGUUGACGAAACCGGCGUCGAGGUGAAAGACAUCGAGCUGGUGAUGUCGCAGGCGAACGUGUCCCGAGCAAAGGCCGUGCGUGCCCUCAAGAACAACAGUAACGACAUUGUAAAUGCCAUCAUGGAGUUGACGAUGUAGCUGUGGGAUGGAGGAGCCUUUUUUGGUGUUUCAGAGAAGAGUUCAAAUGCGACUGCGUUUAAAAUUUGUACUAUUUCUAUCCGGGAAUAAAAGUUGUGGCUUAUUGUUGGUGAAAA